This is a messenger RNA of Polistes canadensis, 1966 nucleotides long. RefSeq names its product G-protein coupled receptor moody (gene moody). Bases 310 to 1449 code for a protein of 379 amino acids. The record is from RefSeq and is a predicted model, not a curated record. The transcript has 9 exons. Gene Ontology annotation, biological process: G protein-coupled receptor signaling pathway. Gene Ontology annotation, cellular component: membrane. NCBI's taxonomy places the organism in Eukaryota, Metazoa, Arthropoda, Insecta, Hymenoptera, Vespidae. Gene Ontology annotation, molecular function: G protein-coupled receptor activity.
AAUUAUCCUUUCGUUAUCAAAAAGAACAUUAAUAUUUUUGUAAAAUUAUUCAUCCUAUUAGUGUGACUCAUCAUCAUCCGCUUGUACGUGAAUCGUCGUAAUACCUUUAAUGAGUAUCACGAGGAAACUUCGUCGAAAUUACGAAUGAGGAUAAAAUCUAGAAUUUCUACGAACGUGGGCGAAUUCAGAAUCCUGUUCUGUGCGUUUCAAAGACGGAACGUCAAGAUGAUCCACUUGCGGUGGUAGGAACGAUUACGGGAUCCUUUGUGGAUUAAUGAAAAAUAACGCUUUGACUCUGAUCGAAUAAACAUGGAAUCAUUAAAUCAAAAUCUUCGCGGCUUUGACACGAAUUCGAUGUCCACGUGGCCGCCGCACGUGACGAACAAUACAACUCAUGGUAGUAUCAUAGACGGCGAGCUUUCAAGAUUUCCAAGGCCUUUAAGAACAUUUGCCGCGAUCGUAGCUAUACUCAUUAUGAUCACGGGUCUAGCCGGUAAUCUUCUUACCAUCGUGGCCCUUUGCAAAUAUCCUAAAGUUCGUAACGUCGCAGCAGCCUUCAUAAUAAGCCUUUGCUUGGCAGAUUUUGUGUUUUGUUCGUUGGUGUUACCCUUCGAUUCUAUCAGAUUUGUCGAUGCAAGUUGGGCGGACAUUCGAUCCUUAUGCGUCCUCGUACCGUUCUUGAGAUAUGGAAAUGUUGGAGUCAGUCUUUUAUCCGUAGCAGCUAUCACCAUUAACAGAUAUAUCAUGAUAGCUCAUCACGGAAUAUAUAGUAAGAUUUAUAAAAAACAUUGGAUCGCUGCGAUGAUCAUCUUUUGCUGGCUGUUCGCCUACGUGAUGCAAGUACCAACGUUGUUAGGCAUUUGGGGAAAGUUUGAUUACGAUAUGUAUCUAGAAACAUGUUCGAUAGUGAAAGAUGAUCAAGGCCAUACUUCAAAGAGGUUCCUGUUCGCUACGGGUUUUGUGAUACCGUGCGUAGUUAUCGUCGGUUGUUACGCGAAAAUAUUCUGGGUCGUUCACAGUUCCGAAUCGAGGAUGCGAAAACAUGCAACGCCGACAAUAAAAUCACCACACACACCUGGUAGAGAUACCAGAGAGAUCAAACAGAGACGUAGCGAAUGGAGAAUCACGAAGAUGGUACUCGCUAUCUUUCUCAGUUUUCUAGUCUGUUAUCUACCAAUCACUAUCGUAAAGAUGGUCGACGUUAAUGUUAAAUAUCCAGGUUUCCACGUUCUUGGGUAUCUUCUUCUAUACUUCGCUUCCUGCGUGAAUCCGAUAAUCUACGUUAUCAUGAAUAAGCAAUACAGACAAGCAUACGCUGGGGUGAUUGGGUGUUCGAGGAUAAGGGCGAGUCUAACACCUUUCGGGAGCAGUGCGCCCGGUCAGCACCAGCAAGACUUCGGCCAAGGUAACUUCGAGCACCGUCGCGUGGUAACGCUCUCCAAGCUCUGACCGAACACGAGCUAAGCGACCACUCGCUCACUUCAUUACUCGAAGACUAUGGUAUCGACCGUUUCUAUUGCCAUGAGUCCUGUCAAAAAUAACCAGUUGGAAGAAGCUCUGUAGAAUGGUCGAUUAAAGAAACCAAAAGGAUCUCUGAAAGAGAUCAAGAUCCUAAUCAAAAGACAAAGGAAACAGAAAGCUGUUGAAGACAAGUUUUAUACAAGUGUGGUUGUGUGUCUAAUGCAAUCCUAAAAGACAAAAACUAAUAUAAAUUGUUCGUCGACUGAAAAGGACAAAUCGUCCCGAAGGACUAUUCAAUCGAAAUCGAUUACGCGUAUUUAUAGCAUCGACACUAUACAAACGAGUUAGUUUGACGAUGCGCGAUUUCAUUGCGCAAUACCAUUGAAUUACCAAAGUAAAACCGCGUAAAGAUUAAGAAAUAUGUAAAUACGCAAUUACGUUCAUACGUAUUGAUAGAUUGUGGCGAUAAUAAUUUAAUGAUAAUAAAAGAGCUAGUCGAAAAUUA